Molecule: messenger RNA, 444 nt
Organism: Chara braunii
Lineage: Eukaryota; Viridiplantae; Streptophyta; Charophyceae; Charales; Characeae
Source: the annotation of a GenBank genome assembly
CGACGACGGCCGUGUUCGACACGAUGAAGAUCGUGUUUGUCGUUCGACCCAAUGACGAUCGUGUUCGAUACGACAACCAGAGUGUUCGACACGACAAGGAUCGUGUUCGACACGACGACCAUCAUGUUCGACACGACGAUGACCGUGUCGGACACGACGACCAGCGUGUUGGACACGAAAACGAUCGUGUUCAACACGACGACCAUCGUGUUUGACACGACGACCAGAGCGUCGGACACGACAACGAUCGUGUUCAACACGACGACCAUCGUGUUUGACACAACGACCAGCGUGUCGGAUACGACAACGAUCGUGUUCAACAUGACGACCAUCAUGUUCGACACGACGACGACCGUAUCGACCAUCGUGUUCGACACGACGACGACUGCGGUGAAAGUUUUGGAGAAAACUUGUUGACGUCACCGAUAAACCAGCACUGGAUAU